Molecule: messenger RNA, 409 nt
Organism: Saprolegnia diclina VS20
Lineage: Eukaryota; Oomycota; Saprolegniomycetes; Saprolegniales; Saprolegniaceae
Exons: 2
Coding region: 1-390 (129 amino acids)
Source: RefSeq, a predicted model, not a curated record
AUGGCUUUGGCGUUCCCAACGGCGUUGGGUGGCACUGGUACAACUUGUCGGACGACGGACGAGUUUGGGUAUGGCGAGCACCAUAACGAGAUCUCAGACAACUGGCGCGCUUUCAUUGACGCCCACGGUCUGCACAUCAAUGCGUUCCGGUCGUGGCGCGCGUACGCGCACGAGGCGCUGGUUCAAAACAGCGAGGCCCACCGCGCCUUUUGCAGUAACGUCAUGCAGCCGUUGCGCGCGCAUCUCACGGCGCAUUUGAGUGACGUCAAGAUUGUCACAUGCAACUACUGCAACGACUGUGACCAAAUCGUGAGCACGUCGUUCCUCGGUGGCGUGUCGCCCGACGGGUACCUCAUCGGCGUCUUCUUUGGGUUCGUCGAUGUGUUGUAAGCUAAAUAGUACAUUUUUG